AUGAAGACGCUUACAGCAGCUGCUCUGUGUGUUGCGAUGGCUCUCGGUCUCUGCUAUCGAGCGGAGGCUACCGCUGCCUUUGACCUCCUGCGCCAAUCUGCUGUGAGUUACACAGGGUCCCUGCCCUGCGGCGGAUGGGACUGUGAAUGUGCCUUCAGGAGACAGCAGAGCUGCUGUUGUGUUGCACAGCCUCUGUUUGAGCUGGAGGAGGCCACAUUCAUACGUAUGGUUGGCUUAUGGGAAGGACUGUCUCAUCUGAACAGUCAAAUAGAGGAGCUUACAGCUGGAUGCAAAAUAGCCUUCACUGCUGCGAUGCUUCCAAUGAGUGGAUGUCUUGGGCCGUUUACCAGCAACGUGUCUAUCUCUUACCAGUCUGUCUCCCUCAAUCAGGGCAAUGGCUACAAUCCUGCUUUGGGCAUAUUCACGGCUCCUCACGCUGGCCUCUACUCCUUCUCCUUCACGGCGUACUCCAGCGUUGGCCGUGCAGGUCAGCGGCUCUACCAGAAGGCGCAGCUGAUGAAGAACGGCCAGCUGAUGGCCUCGUCCUGGGAAGAUAACCGUGAGGAUUCGGAGGACAGCAGCUCUCAGACGGUUCUUCUGCAGCUCAGACAGGGCUGUCAGGUGUAUGUGGAGCUGCUGUCAGGCAGACAGCUGUGUGGAGACACCCAGGGUCAAAACACCUUCAGCGGAUACCUGGUCUAUCCCGUCUCUGAGCUAUGA
Messenger RNA from Onychostoma macrolepis, 720 nucleotides. RefSeq names its product cerebellin 18 (gene cbln18). The record is from RefSeq and is a predicted model, not a curated record. Gene Ontology annotation, molecular function: protein binding. The coding region runs from base 1 to 720 and encodes 239 amino acids. NCBI's taxonomy places the organism in Eukaryota, Metazoa, Chordata, Actinopteri, Cypriniformes, Cyprinidae. The transcript has 4 exons.